GAGAGUUGCGGAUUGGGUUUCGCCGCCGGAAGCGGGGUGGGCUUUGGUUGUGGCGGCGAGGAACAGGAAGCCCUGAAGGGUCAAAAGGAAUACAAAAGCAAAGGCUAUUUUCUUUUUCUGUUCUUUCUUUUUUUAACCCCUAAAGAGUAAGCGCGUUGGCGGUGGCGGUUCGGGGUGAGCGCUACCGAGGAGAGGGGUGUCCCGCCUCCCGCGCGUUGGUAGAUUCUCGGACCCCAUCCCCGGAUGGUCUGACUGAGUAGGUCUGGAGUGGGACGCAGAGAAGCAGGUGCCGGCCUGGUGGUCAGGUUUCCCAGUGACUGCUUGGGUACCAGCUGCGAGACUGAUUGUUCCAUUAUGGAUGGAGGAGAUGAUGGUAACCUUGUUAUCAAAAAGCGGUUUGUGACUGAGGCAGAACUAGAUGAACGGCGCAAAAGGAGGCAAGAAGAAUGGGAGAAAGUUCGAAAACCUGAAGAUCCAGAAGAAUGUCCAGAGGAGGUGUACGACCCGCGGUCUCUAUAUGAAAGGCUUCAGGAACAGAAAGACAGGAAGCAGCAGGAGUACGAGGAGCAGUUCAAAUUCAAAAACAUGGUAAGAGGCUUAGAUGAAGAUGAGACCAACUUCCUUGAUGAGGUUUCUCGGCAGCAGGAAUUAAUAGAAAAGCAACGAAGAGAAGAAGAGCUGAAAGAACUGAAGGAAUACAGAAGUAAUCUCCACAAGGUUGGACUUUCUCCAGAAAACAAGAAGGAAGUGGAGAAGAAAGUGGCCAUGAAACCCAUAGAAACCAAGAACAAGUUCUCCCAGGCAAAGCUGUUGGCGGGAGCUGUGAAGCAUAAGAGCUCCGAGAGUGGCAGCAGUGUGAAAAGGCUGAAAUCGGACCCUGACCCAGAUGACAAGAACCAAGAAGCCUCGUCUUGCGUGGCUCUUGGAAGCACGUCCCUGAGUGGUCCCUCCAUCCACUGCCCGUCGGCUGCGGUCUGUAUCGGCAUCCUCCCAGGCCUGGGCGCCUACUCCGGGAGCAGCGACUCCGAGUCCAGCUCGGACAGCGAAGGCACCAUCAACGCCACCGGCAAGAUCGUCUCCUCCAUCUUCCGAACCAACAGCUUCCUCGAGGCCCCCUAGCUCCUGUGUCCUUAUCCAGGGAGCUCCCCGCAAGAGUAGACAGAUGGCUCAUCUGCCCGCAGGCAUUGCCUCCCUCAGAAAACCUCUUGGCCUGCUUCCUGUGCACACCGUGACAGUUUUAACCUCGUCUAAAAAUGUGCCGGCA
Eptesicus fuscus (big brown bat) is the source of this 1264-nucleotide messenger RNA. It is a transcript of the gene PSME3IP1, whose product is annotated as proteasome activator subunit 3 interacting protein 1. The record is from RefSeq and is a predicted model, not a curated record. The coding region runs from base 355 to 1119 and encodes 254 amino acids. Gene Ontology annotation, cellular component: nucleus. Lineage: Eukaryota; Metazoa; Chordata; Mammalia; Chiroptera; Vespertilionidae. The transcript has 8 exons.